AUGGAUACACAAAAUUUCAACGCAGUUCUCGAUGCCAAGUGCCGAGAAACCAUCGAGACAUCAUACCCACUCUUUGUCAUCCACCACAACCAUGUCACCACCAUCCCAGACGAGACCAUCUUCCACCUCUGCCGCUGCAUCUUCGCCUCGGCCCUGCAGAAGCUCCCCGUGCAGAACCAGUCCGCCAUAGACUUCCUGUGCCUGCGCAAGAUGCUGUCCGCCGUCUUCGACGAGGACCACCGCGCCUUUGUCCUCGACGAGCCCGACCCGCGCCUGCUGGCCACCAUGGACGCCGACGCCAAGGCGUGCAUCUUUGCGCAGGCCGUCGCGGGCCUGGUGUACCUCCUGCGCAAGGUCGCCACCUGCAGCGUGACCCUCUCCCCCGAGGUCCUCGACGCCAAGCUCGCGCGGUUCGCCGCCGGCGACGAGCGCAGGGUCAUGCUCGACGCCAUCGAGAAGAGCCCCGUGUGGUCCAACUGCUUCGAGAAGGCCCACAUCGGCAACAUGAUCAUGGACGCCGUCAACGGCAAGGCCGUCGCCGGCGCUGACGUCGUCUCCGCCGCGGCGGACGACAACAAGAAGCGCGGCACCGGGGUGGUCUCGGUCGUCGAGCUCGGCAGCCCCAAGCAGCAGGACGUGGCCGAGAAGCAGCUGUGGGACGACGGCCCGCACCUGCAGAGGAACUUUGGUGUCCCGGAUGUCUUCCAGAUCAUGGUCCUCAACUAG
Molecule: messenger RNA, 726 nt
Organism: Diaporthe batatas
Lineage: Eukaryota; Fungi; Ascomycota; Sordariomycetes; Diaporthales; Diaporthaceae
Exons: 2
Coding region: 1-726 (241 amino acids)
Source: RefSeq, a predicted model, not a curated record